UAUUUCCUACUCCUUUGAUACUCUAUUGUUGUUUCUAACCCUGAAUCUAUGACAAACGAGCCAGAAGCAAAGAGACAGAAAGUAGAAAUGAAAAUUGGAACUCACAGCGGAACGUUCCAUGCCGACGAGGCUUUGGCGGUGUUUAUGUUGAAGCUGUUGCCUCAGUACAAGGAUGCUACUGUCAUUAGAUCACGCACCCCAGAUAUUCUGGAGGCGUGCGAUAUCAUCGUCGAUGUUCAGGGACAAUAUGAUGGUGUCAAGCACUUUGAUCAUCACCAGCGCGGUUUCACCGAGACGUUCUCUCCGUUCUUCAAGACCAAGCUCAGCUCUGCCGGUUUGAUAUACAAGCAUUUUGGCAAGGAUAUCCUUUCCAAUCAACUCAACAUACCCGCCGACCACGCCCAUAUUCCUCUACUCUACGACAAGAUCUACGCGGAGAUGGUGGAAGCCAUCGACGGCAACGACAACGGCGAGAGCGCGUAUCCUGACGACAUCAAGCCUGCGUACAGCACAAAGUCGAUAACGCUUCCCGGAAUGGUCGGCGCGCUCAAUCCUGCCUGGAACGAGGAGUUCAGCGACGCGAUCCUCGAUACCAAGUUCACCAAAGCGAGUGAGCUCAUGGGAGGAGUGUUUGUCGAUUUGGUCAAGUACUACGGAAAAUCAUGGUUGCCCGCCCGUGAGAUUGUGAAGGAGGCCAUUGCCAAGGCGUCCGAAUACGACUCUGACGGACGGAUCGUUGUGUUUGACCAGUUUGUGGCCUGGAAAGACCAUCUUUUCACAAUUGAGAAAGAACUCGGAAUCUCAGGACAGACGUACUACGUUCUUUACAGCGACGGCAAGGGCUGGCGCAUACAGGCGGUCCCGGUUUCGCCGGAUAGCUUUGCCUCCCGAAAGGCCCUGCCUGAGGCGUGGAGAGGAGUCAGAGAUCAGGCUUUGAGCGAUCUUACUGGUAUCGAUGGCGGAGUGUUUGUUCACGCAAGUGGAUUUAUCGGAGGAAACCAGACACGCGAGGGUGCUUUGCUCAUGGCAAAGAAGGCUCUGACUUUGUAGCGGACUCUUUACUCUCAAAUUCGAAAACCAAUCGCUUAGAUCUGAUCUGCUAUG
Molecule: messenger RNA, 1104 nt
Organism: Myxozyma melibiosi
Lineage: Eukaryota; Fungi; Ascomycota; Lipomycetes; Lipomycetales; Lipomycetaceae
Product: metal-dependent protein hydrolase
Exons: 6
Coding region: 49-1050 (333 amino acids)
Cellular component (GO): nucleus; cytoplasm
Source: RefSeq, a predicted model, not a curated record